CACCCGAUUAAAAACAGCCAGCGUACAUUACAUUACAUCCUGAUCAAUUAACCAGCCACAUCAACUUUUACUUCCAGAACUUCUCUAUUAUCAUAGACUAAAAAAUGAUAGAACAAAGGCCAACUCAAACAUGCUGCAAAAAUGAAUUAAUGUUAUAUUAGAAGGCCAUAGUCACUUUGAAAGAUUCCUCUUCUCUUAAAACCAAUUUCACUCACAUUUACUUAAAAAUGGCUGUCGGCUUAGCAGGUAACAGUAACAGUGGGUAAUGACUUAAGACUCUUGGGGAGUUAAUUGUAGGCCUGAUUCAUAUUCCUUUUCCAGUUCUCAAACCAAUUCUCAACAACGUAAAGAUGAGGCCACAGUCUGACAGUUCACCAAAGAGCGCUGAUCUAGGAUUCGCUGUGGGCCUGCAAAUAAACCUUGUACAGGCUGUGAGUCUAUCACGGCCUCACUUCUUCUCUCCCUCUUUUGUCCUCCAGGCGUCCCGCGAAGGUGAGCCUGUGGCUGUGCCAGGAGGACAGCGCCCAGGUGUGAGCAAGACAGGCGCAAUUAGCGUCUCCCGACUCCGCGCCUCCACCCGGCGGCCUCAUUCCCCGCGCUCCUCCAGCGGCGGGCGGGGCGGCCGCCAAGGAAGACGUCAGAAUGUGCGACACAUCACGACCGGCUGUCGUCAGGGUCUCGAGAGGGAGGGGAGCCAGGCUCGCUCGGGCAGCACAGGCCCCCGUCAGGAGUGGAGUUCGGGGUGUGACGGGGAGAAACCCAGCUCUGGCUCGUCCAGGGAACCCAGGCCGCCUCAGCAAGCCCGUGGCGCCGGGUCCCCGACGCGGCCUAGCGUCCCCGACCCUCGGCCGGGCCCGGGCCCUGGCGCCCCCUCCCCCCCGCCUCCUUUUGUCGCAGGGGCCGAGGCGUUACCUCGCGUCCGGUCGAGCAGCAGCCGACGACGCUUACCUCCUCUGCGCCCGAGACCCGGAGGCCUGAGACCCCGAGGCCCGCUGCCGCUGCCAUCGCUUCAGACGUGGGGCCCGAAGGCCUCGCCCCUCCCCUCCCCCAAGCGAAUUUUGUUGCUUACACCAAAGAACCCGAUGAAACCUUGAAGGCAAACCGGUUUUACACUGAAGGAAACCUUGAAGGCAAAGUUAAGGAGGGGGAAUUAUCUAAUCAAACUGGCGCAUUGGAAACAGUAUUCUGGAAACACUAUGUUGGAUGGACUGGGAGAGAGACUGAAGUGAAGGAUACCAGUUAGGAGGCUGUUCUAGUAGUUUUAGAACUAGGCACUGAGGACCUGGACUAAGGUGGUAGCAGUGAUAAUGAGAAGUAAGAGAUAUGUAUGAGAGACAUUAUUAAUAAGAAAGAACAGGUUUUGGAUACUGAUUUGACAUUAGCUUUGCAGGAGACAGAAAAGUCAAAGAUCAUGCUGAGAUUUCAAAACUGAAGGACAGUAUGAUGAAUGAGAAGUCUGUGAGAGACUGAGGAGAAACAACUAGAGAAAUACAGUGAGAAACAGGGUGUUGCAAUAUCAUGUGAACCAGUGGAGGAGAGAUUGACAAGUUGUAGGGGAUGAUCAACAGUGUCAGAGGCUAUGGAAGAAAAAGUUCUAGAAAUAAGAAAAGUUCUCAUCAUUCUUCAAUUUAGCUGAAAUCUCAGAAAAACAAGAAGAGUUUUCAUUAUUGACUGGGAGAAAAAACCAUUGGAUGUAGCAUUAUUUGUGACCCUCCAGAGCAGUGGUUCUUAACCCUUUUUUGUUCCAUGGAUCCUUUGGCAGUCUGGUAAGGCCUAGAGAUCCCUUCUCAGAGUAGUGUAUUUAAAUGCAUACAAUAAAAUAUGUAGGCUUUUAAAAGAAGUCAAUUAUAUAGAAAUGUAGUUAUCAAAAUAUUUUAAAAUUUGGUGAUACAGUAACAUAUGUCUAAUUUAUCAAUGGACUGAAUAACAAGACAAUGCACUUAAAAUACAGGCAAUUUAAAAUUAGGUUUUAUUUUCCAAAAGACAUAUCAGUGUGAAGGUUGUUGUUGCUUAGCUUGAAUAAAAACACUAAACUUUGGAGUGGUCUUUGGCUCACUUCCUUCUGUGUGUUGAUCAAUUAUCAAUUAUAGAUAGGGAAUAUCAGAAGGUGACUUAUAUACUUGGCUCACCAAUAUGAGAACAUGUGACUUCAGUGUUUGGCGGCUGAAUGACCAGUAGGAGCAGAAUUGUCCAAUAGUUGGCUAUCUAUGUGGACAAAGCAUCUGUAGACAGGAAGACUGCACUCAUGUACAAUCUAAUAGCUACCCUAAUUCCAAAGUAGCGAUGAGUAUAAAUGGCAUUUUAAGAUGUAUUCAAUGACAGUUAUGUGAUAUGAAAAUAUCUGUGGCUCAUGUUGGUGACAGACUCACAGGUACUACUAAUCUUACUGUGAUUUUCUACCUAUAUUCAUAAUAGAGGCACAUGUCAAUUUUCAGUUAGAGGUUAGUGAAAAUCAAAAUUUAAUUUUUUCUGACGCAAGUUCUGAGAACCCUGAAUUUUUGUGGGUGAAUAUCAUCUUAGGAUCCCCUGCUUAGAAUGCAGUUUCAGUUACAAGAAAGAAGUGGAAGUAAAAUGAAGUGGCAUGGUAGCCACAUUGCAAAACGGAAAGUGUAGAUUAUUGAGAAGUUUAAUUAUGGGACAGAGGAAGAGAAAUAGAGCUCAAAGAAGUCAGCAGAUCAAGACAAGAAUGUAUUUGUUUGCCUGUUUUAAUUUGAGGGUGAGGAAACCAAAGCAUGCAUGUGGUUUAAGAGAAAGGAAGGGGUUGAAAAGAUGAAAUAAAAGAUCACAGACAGAGAGAAGGCAAUUGAUGGAGCAAGGCUUCAGAGAUGUUGAGAUGAAAUGCGAUCAAGGGCAUAAGUGAAAAAGCCUGGAAACAAUAAACACCACUUCCUCAGAUAUAAAGAAUAGAACAUGGUCUUCUGUAGAUUUGGAAGAAUGAAACAUUUAUUUCCCUGCAAUUUCCUUUGCCUAAAAGUUGUCUCAAUUUAUGAGAUGUUUCCCAAGAUCAGCUUUAGAAAAGGUUGUGUAUAACUGAUUAUUUCAUAGUAUACUGGCACCUUAGAAUAUUAUUUUUUCUAUGACAAUGACUUUUAAAAAUCUCUACUACUUCACUAUAAACAAAGAUCAUACUUUUCCUUAACCACACAAUUAUGAUUCCCACAAUACCCCAAUACCGCAAGACUUCUCUUCUACCCAUGUCCUACUUACUUUCCAAGUAAUGCAUUAUCUCUUGUAGUUAUUCUUUCCUCUUGAUAUCUUUCUAUUUCCCAUCUACAUAAAAGUUGGCUCCGGUGAGCUUUCCUUGAUUUCUAAGUGUUAUUUUUCUAUUUUUCUAUUAAACUAGCCUCUUUGAUUAUUCUCUUAGAUUAAUUUUCAAACCACAUAAUAGAAUAACAACAUUAUCUAUUAACAUCUUGUACAGUCCCUAAGGUAGAUGUUUUUAUAAUGGGAAUUGGCCAUCUUCAAAAAGAAUUGAAAUCUUGGAAAACUUGGAUUCAAUUUGGCUUUUUCUGAUGAGCCUUCUCUGGAAAAUUACUGCAGUGCCUCUGCUCAAUGGCCAGACAUGAACUGGAUUUACAUCACUGAUGAUUAAAUGUUUGAGGAGGAGAAAUAGAACCUACUGUCUUGUCAUUUGUUCCAUUUGCCUAUGUUUGAUCUCACUGUGCAGCAUGAGGAGUAGUUUCUGGAACAUUAUUAUUGCUGGGAUAGUCACUAUUUAUUAAAAAUAAAUACAAUAUUGAUAUUCCCUUACUAAACGGGUAGAAUAUAUAGAGUUUUGUUUCCCUGAAAUCUUUCUAAGAAUUCCCGUUGCUAUGAUAAUACACUUCAAUUUUUUUAUACCUAAGAUACUGCCUAAUAAGAGAUAAUCUGUUUAAGGAACUGGAAUAAAUGUUUUGUUGGAUUUGUGUAAUGUGUAUUAUUAUUUGAGCAGGCUGACUCCUAGAGGGCAGCAGUCUUGAAUGACACAUAGCACUUAAAUAUUUCAAUAGUAGGUCAAUUGACUCAGUAAAGGGGUUAUUUUCCAUUCUCUCAAAGUUUGUGAUCAUCCAUCUGCUUCUCAUUGUGUUUCAGGUCAUCUUAACCCUUCAAAGACAAUAUUAUCAUAAUCAACAUAUGUUUAUUGCACCUGUACCUGGUGCAGAUUACUGUAUUAGGCAAUGUGGGGUUACAGAUGACAAAUUAAGAAUGGCCUUUGCUCUUGAAUAACUUAUAGCCCACAGAAUCCUGAAAUGACACGUGCCUUAGCCAGUUGGUUUUGGCCUCCCAUUUCCUUCCCACGUUCUGGAACAU
This is a messenger RNA of Physeter macrocephalus (sperm whale), 4290 nucleotides long. Its product is annotated as basic salivary proline-rich protein 3-like. The coding region runs from base 351 to 1094 and encodes 247 amino acids. The record is from RefSeq and is a predicted model, not a curated record. Lineage: Eukaryota; Metazoa; Chordata; Mammalia; Artiodactyla; Physeteridae. The transcript has 2 exons.